AUGGUAUUAGAUGGUGGUCGGUGGAUCUUGGAGCAAAUUCUGAUGAUGAUUUUCCAGUAUUCUGGAUUCUGGCAGAAUAAAACUUUUUUUCUUCUAGAUAUGUUGGAGUUAGCUUUAUUACUGUCUAUAGUGAUUCUGGGACUGCUAGCAUAUCUUGACACGAAAAAACCGAAAAAAUUCCCACCUGGUCCGAAAUGGUAUCCCAUAAUUGGCAGCGCGCCCCAAGUUCGAGAAUCCAGGUCCAGAUGCGGUUCUUUAUAUGAGGCCACUGCUGAAAUGAGUUUGUAUUAUGGACCUAUACUUGGACUCAAGAUCGGAAAAGACGCAAUAGUAGUAGUAUACGGACCUCAAGAAAUCAAAGAACUUUCCCUAUCAGAAGAUUUCAUAGGAAGACCGAUUGGGUCGUUUUUCGAAAUGAGAACCUGGAAUAAAAGAAGAGGAAUACUGUGCACUGACAAUGAAUUCUGGCAAGAACAAAGACGAUUUCUAGUCAGACAUUUGCGAGAAUUCGGUUUUGGCAGCAAAAAUAUGUCGGUUCUAGUUGAAGAAGAAGUCUCGCAUUUGGUUGACUUUAUUAAUACCACUUUGAAUAAUGAAACAGGCUCUGCCAUAUUUAAUAUGGAAACUUUGUUCAGGGUAAGCGUUUUGAAUACCCUUUGGCAAAUGAUGGCGGGAGUCAGAUAUUCUCCAGAGGAUCAUAAAAUGAAAAAAUUGCAAACGAUUUUGGCUGAAUUGUUUCAAACUGUGCAUAUGGUUGGCGCACCAUUUAGUCAUUUUCCAGUCCUCAAAUACUUAGCCCCAGAAAUGUCAGGAUACAACUGCUACAUAAAUUCACAUUCGAAAAUUUGGGAAUUUUUACAAGAGGAGAUUAAUAAUCAUAAAAACUCUUUUAGUCCGGAUCAUCUUAGAGAUUUGAUGGAUGUUUAUCUUAGUGUUGUGAACACUCCUGAUCAUGGUGACUCUUUCUCAGAAGAACAGCUACUAGCCAUAUGCCUGGACAUGUUCAUGGCAGGUUCAGAAACCACAAACAACACGCUCAGUUUUUGUUUUCUGUAUUUGGUAUUAAAUCCAGAUAUCCAAAAAAAAGCCCGCCAGGAAAUCGAUGCAGUUUUGGGCGACAGAGCACCUUGUCUCUAUGAUCGACCAAAUAUGCCUUACAUGGAAGCGAUUGUAUUGGAAGCUCUACGCAUGUUUGGAUGUAGAGCAUUCGCUGUACCGCACAGAGCGUUGAAGAAUACAUAUCUUGGUGGUUAUUUGAUUCCAAAAGAUACACUGGUCACAGCAAAUUUACACGGUUGCAUGAUGGGACCAGAUUCCGGAUUUGAAAAGCCCGAGCAAUUUAUUCCAGAACGAUAUUUGAAGGAUGAUGGGAAAAUAUCGGUGCCCGAAAAUCAUAUACCAUUUGGUCUAGGAAAAAGAAGAUGCAUGGGAGAAUCUUUAGCAAGAGCCAACGUUUUCCUAUUUACAACGACAAUUUUACAAAAGUACGAAAUCCACAUGGUUCCGGAAUAUCCACCAGAUAUGAAAAUAGUUGACGGUGUAACACCGGCACCCAUUCACUAUAAAGCAAAAAUUACACAUAGGUCAUAA
Ceutorhynchus assimilis (cabbage seed weevil) is the source of this 1590-nucleotide messenger RNA. The record is from the annotation of a GenBank genome assembly. Lineage: Eukaryota; Metazoa; Arthropoda; Insecta; Coleoptera; Curculionidae.